This is a messenger RNA of Parascedosporium putredinis, 810 nucleotides long. NCBI's taxonomy places the organism in Eukaryota, Fungi, Ascomycota, Sordariomycetes, Microascales, Microascaceae. The record is from the annotation of a GenBank genome assembly.
AUGAUCAGGAAACCUCUCCCACCUCUCGUCGCAAACAUGGCACCCUCCACCCCUGCCAAACCAGUCGCCUGGCUUCCCGACACCAAGCUCCAGCCCACCCCGUCCAAAGAAUACGCCGUGUACCGGCACAGAGCCUCCAUCAAGAUCGAGCUCACGCGCCCCAACAACCGCAACGCCCUCACCGCCCCCAUGGUCGACGAGCUGCAGGCCCUGUACGAACGCCUCGCCCAGGACGCCUCCGUCUUCCGCAUCUACCUGACGGGCCAGGGCAAAGUGUUUUGCGCCGGCAUGGACCUAGGCGCCUCCGGCUCCGCCACCUCGGCGGACGAGAAGCAGCACACCGCCGGCCUACGCAAGUUCCAGAGCCUCCUCCGCGCCAUCGAGGGGGCGCCCCAGCCCGGCUGGGCAUUUCCCCUGCGCCAUCUCCCCGUCGUGGCCCGGGAAUGGGGAGUACCGCUCUUCCGCUCCGCCACCCUCACGGCCGCUCCUCUCCCCGCCAGUCGUCUGCAUGCCUCGGGCGCCAUUUAUGCGCUGGCUGCCGAUAAUGCGGAGUUGCAGGGCGCUCUGUGUGCCGAGCUCGAGACGACGCUGUCGGCUUGCGCCCCGGGUGCGUCGGCAGUGUGCAAGGAGCUGGCGGCGGUGGCGUGGAGGAGCCCCGGGGGCGAAGAGCAGGAUGAGACGGUGACGAGGCGGUACAUGGAGAUGAUGGCGCCGUCGAAGGAGGCCAAGUUUGGCAUUGAGCAGUUUAGGAAAGGGGUUAGGACUGUGGACUGGACUAAACUGGGAGAAGGGAAUGGCUCUAAGUUGUAG